UUUUAGAAAAUCAAAAUAUUGAUGAAUUAUUUAUUGUUCUAAUCAAUGAUUGUACUUUAUCAUCGGACUGUCUAUAAAUGAAUCCACUUUCCAAAGUAAAAGAUCCAAUGACCUUUUUUAUGAAGAAAAAUACAUAGAAUAUUAAACAAUGAAAAAAUUCACUUUAUCUUAUUUAGUCGAUAGUGAUUCAAAUAAAAGUGUGAACAGUUUAGCUAAUAUUUCCAAUUCAAAUAUUGAAAUGGAUUUGCCAAAAAUUACAGAAUUGCAUAUCAUUAUUAAAGAUUUAAAUAAACAGACAACGCUAAAAGUGAUUGGAGAUGCAAUUAUUUUAGAUAUUAAAAAGAAACUUUUAUUCACUCUUGGUGAUUUAUUAACUGAUUCACAAAAUAUGGGUUUACACCUACCUGAUGAACCAAGUCGUAAAGGGAAAUUCCUAGAAGAAGAGCGUCUUCUAUCGGAGUAUAUUAGUGGGAAAACGAUUAUCAGUUUAGAGUUUAUUUACAAACGUCGAACAAUUCCACCAUUUUAUAUGUCACCAACAUUAUUGAGUAAACUCUCGAAGAACUUCAUCAAAACAUUUUUUCGUUACGUAUCUCGUGGAGAAUGUCAAAAAGUAGAGAAAUUACUGUCUAAAGGAUUUGAUCCAAAUAUACACUGUCCAAAAACUGGAGGUAAAGUGCUGUUUUUUUGGUCAAACAAAAUGUUCUCCAUAACGUACCUUCAAAUUUUAGAAACUCCAUUGACUAUAGCUGUUACACGAUCAAAACCUCAUGAAAUGAUAUCAACAUUAAUCUCUGGUGGCGCACAUCGUGAUUUUUAUUCACUGGCUGGUUAUACACCAUUACAUAAAGCUGUAACCGUUGGAAAUUUUGAAGGGGUCAAGACAUUGCUGGACUUUGGGCAAUCACCGAAUUGCUUAGAUAGAUAUGGUUUGACUCCAUUGUAUUAUAAUAUACUUUAUGAUCCGGAUACGAAAAUAUGUCAUAGUUUACUGUAUGAACAUUCAAAAAUUGGCAUCAUUGAUAAAGAUGGCUUACAAGAAAUACAUCAGGCUACACGUUUAAAUCGUGUUGAACAAAUAAAUUUAUUAUUAAUGUAUGGAGCUGAUGUAAAUGCACGGUGUAAACGUCCAAAAGAAAUGAUUAAAAACAACUUAACUCUUUCUAUACGUCCACAGUCAGUUGAUGGUGAUACACCAUUACAUGUUGCAGCAAAUCAUAAUCAGCGUGCAGCUGUUUUACGUCUGUUAUCUUGGGGAGCUGAUCCAACCCUACUCAAUGCUGAAAAUAUGACACCUAUACAAGUAGCACAGAAUAGUGGAAAUUUAGAAUUAGCUGAUUUAAUUAAAUUAUUUAGAGGUAGAAAAGAAUCUGGUGAUAUAUUUCUUCCAACACCCACGUAUAAUCCCCAUAGACGUGUAAGACAACCUCCACCUAAUUCUUACAUUACUGAACCAUCCAUUUUGCAAACUUAUACUCCAAAUGAUAUAAAUGAAAGUCACCUAAGUUAUCAGCAAUUAAAUAGUACUAACAACAAUAAUAAUCAUUUAUUAAAAAACUCAAACAAAGAUUCAGCUGAUUUUAAUAUCACUGAAAAAAGUGCUACGUGUACAAGUUCAUAUAUGACAACAUCAUCAACUAGACCAAUCGAUUCCAAACCAAUACAACGUGCAGUUUCGUUAUGUGAAUUAGUUCAAUCAAAUCCAUCUGAUAUAGCAACAGGAUCAACAACAAAAUGGAAUGGUGCAUGGGAUUUAGGUCCAAAUGGAUUCUAUAGUCCGUGUUAUGAUGUGAAUGCUAUAUCAAAUCAGAUAUUUUGUGAAAUGCCUAAAUAUCAGAAUGGUACGAAUAUAGCAGGAACAUUAACACGGCCAGUGAAAUUAAAGCAAAAAUCUAAAGAAACAGAGGAUUACCGAUCAAUAACCUUAAAACUACUUUUUCAAUCCCUACUCUCAACUAAUAUCAUCGUCCUUAAGAUUAAUAGUUCUAUUUCAAGAAAAAAGAUUAAUGGUGCUGAUGUUACAAAAGCUUCUUUGAAUCAAGUAGUUGAUUUGUUGUCCAGUACAUCUGGAGAUAAAGUUUCAUUAACAUUACUUUCACCAAAAUGCAUGACACCUUCUGUAUUGAUCAAUAACAGUGAUAGUAUUCAUCGUACUAAUGAUGAAAAUGAUGGAGAUGGUUGCGUUGAGCAUUAUGUGAUUACAAGAAAAUCCAGCGAUGGCAAUUCAAUAAAUUUAAUUAAUAAAAUGAUUUUACCAACACAAUCUGUUAAAUGUAAUCAAACAGUGAGAAGUACAAAGCAAGCUAGACAUUCAACUAUUUCACCGACUUCAUCUGAGCGAAGUUCUGACAGAACAUAUAAAUCUUCACUGAACGAGAAUUCUUGUUUAACAGAUGAGGGUGUAUAUUGUCAGUCACUCUGUACCAGUUCGAACGUAUCCGGACGUAGUUCUUCAAGUAGCCGACUUAUUACAAAUUCAAAUCCAAUACAACAAUCUUAUAUGCCAAAUAACAAGCAACCAUCUGAUGCAUCAACUCAUAGAGUACGAUUUCAAGGAUUGCCACGAUCACAAACAACAAAUGGUAUUUCUGAUAUUUGUCACGAUAAAUCUGGAAAUUCCAUGAUCAAUUCAUUAUACUUUCCUCGCCAUCCAAGAUUUCAACGUGUUGGUUCAAAUGAAUCUCAGAACUCUUCACAUUCUCAAACUAAUUAUACACAAAUGCCUAGGCAACAAAAUAGUGAUUUACAUAUAGUUGAUGAAAGAUUACAUAAACAUUUUAGCAGUGAUUAUCCAGCCAGUGUAACACGUGGAAUCUCAACAAAGCAAUCACCUUUACUACGUUCAUAUUUUACACCGGAACAACAGAAUUUAUCCAUUAUAACAGGUAAACCAUCACAUCUCAUUAGACGACCGAUAUCAUUGAACCCGGAGACAAGAAAGAAAAGUAUCAAUUAUCUAUCGGACAAUGAAUCACCAUCUACGAUACAAACAUCAUUAACAACAACAACUACUACUACAGAAACAAUAAAUAAUACAAUUACAAGAACAUCGAUCAGAGAUGAAUCAAGAUUAUCAAUUAGAGGAAGUUCUCCGACCAAUUCAGAAUUUUUACUGCCACCACCUGCUGAAUUUUCUAAUUAAUUUAGUGCGAAUAUCUUUCUGUCAGCCUUUUCUUACAUAAUGCUUUUAAAAAAUCUGUCAAAUUUAUUACACACAAUUAAUAUAUAGGCACAUAUCAGCACAGUAUCUUAUGUAAGUCAUCAACACUGUUGUUGUUAUUGUUACUAUUGUAGUCAAUGUAGUCUUUAUUAAUAAUAUCCAUUAAAGAAUUAUUGUACAGCUGUGAUAAAAAUUUGAGUUUACUUAAUUCUUCAAAAUAACUUUAUUUAUUAGAUACCAUUAGUUGAUUGUUUAUUAAAUUUGAAAAAUGGACUGACUUCAAUAGAGCUUUUUCUUUUACAUUUGUAACCAAUUGACUAAAACAAAAUUUAAAUUUGUGAAUUAGUAAAUUUGUAGAUCAUAAGAUUCAAUAUUUAAAUAAAGCCAAUAAAAAUUGUUUUGCUAAAACACAAUCAGUUCCUUUCUUUUUGUUUUUGUUUUUCAUUCAUUUUUAAUGGAAAUUAAUUAACAUUUUUUUGACUUUCUUCAAAAUGCUCCACUGCUUAUUUAAAUCAAAUAGAGUCAUUAUCAUUUGUGAUAAUCUGACUAGAACAUAUACACUGAAUGUAUUAUUUCUGCAAAUAUAAUGUCAUGAUUAUUCACUCGAUUAUUCAAGAUUUGAGCUACGUAUUACCACAUUGUUGUUAGUUAUAACUUUAUUUGUCCAUUUCUUAUGCUCCAUUGUUUUGAUUCUAUUGACCUUUUCUGACAUUCGAUCGAUUUAUAUGUUUAUCUUUUUUUUUCUUUCUUCCUUCCAAGUAUUAUCUUCUUUUUUAAACACAUUAUCUUAGUGUAACAUCUCAUCUUUCAAAAUGUGAAUGAGCAAGCAUGUGUUUCGCUUUUCCCAGCCAGAUAUGACUUAUUUAUGCUCAACUUUUCCUUGUACGAUUUAUUUGUUUGUAUAAAAGUACAUUUUUCUUAAUAACACGUAUUGUGUAUUAUUUUUCAACAAGAAUCAUUGCCUAGUUUCUUUUGAAAUAUUUCUUCAAUACAUUUCGCUUUUAAUUUCAAAAUAAAUAUACUGCUUAUGGUAAAUACAUUAA
This is a messenger RNA of Schistosoma guineensis, 4203 nucleotides long. The record is from the annotation of a GenBank genome assembly. NCBI's taxonomy places the organism in Eukaryota, Metazoa, Platyhelminthes, Trematoda, Strigeidida, Schistosomatidae.